Syngnathoides biaculeatus (alligator pipefish) is the source of this 1803-nucleotide messenger RNA. RefSeq lists its product as uncharacterized. NCBI's taxonomy places the organism in Eukaryota, Metazoa, Chordata, Actinopteri, Syngnathiformes, Syngnathidae. The transcript has 6 exons. The coding region runs from base 415 to 1221 and encodes 268 amino acids. The record is from RefSeq and is a predicted model, not a curated record.
UCUCACAUGACGUGUCCAUAUUUCUCUCAAGUUUUCAUUUUUUGGAAAGUGGUGGACAGUUACGGCGGUGUUGAAUUUCCCCGACAUGGAGCAUUGUGGGACGCAGCAGAAGUCACUGUUGGGAUUUUCUCGCUUCUGGUAUUUUGUUUGUUUUGACGACAUUGUGUUAGUCUUCGGUCCGAAGACGCCAGCGAUAAAAAAAAAAAAUUAGAAAUUUCGGCUAGAAACCGUCAUGUCAAGACCCUGCAGUAGUCGUAAGAGUGGAGGGACGUAACCUAACUUUCGGGUUUGGUCACGUGACGGUCGUAUAACACGGAUUGUUUGCAAAAUGGCGGACGCGUUGUGCGGUUAUUCUGCUGGUGACUCUGGGAUUUGUAGUUUUAGUGCGGCCAUAUUGUCACUCGAAAUGUAAUAAUGUUUAAUUCCCCUACUUGUACAGAAGGCCAGAAUCCGUCAUUAGUUGGGAAAGCCUUGGAAGACAUUAGCCAACGUGACAACAUUGCGACAGAAACACUGCAGAAAGAGCAGAAGACACUCAGCGCUCUCCAGGUGACGCUAUCAGAUGUUCAGAAGAACUGCGAUGAGGCUGAAAAGAAACUGAGACAUAAAAUGAGAGACCUCUUCAUCCUGGAGGAUGACAUGAUACAUUUAGAGCAACAAAUGCAAGCCGGGCGUGACUACUGUGCCUCCAUCACAGCAGAGAAGACAAAACUCCUGGAACAAAUAUUUGAGGAGGAGGAGAAGGCCUCCAUGGCACAGGCCCAAUUUGACCUUUAUCGAAGAAAGAUGGAGGGCCACAGACAGGCCAUUAUGCAUGCAGUAGGCCAGACUGACAUCUGCAUGCAGGAUAAGAGAGCACUUGUCCAGAAACUGAGAAUGGCCAAGGAAGAACUGAAGGAGGAUCUAAAGAAUCCGAAUGGAAACAAAGUUCAGAUGGCAAAGGGAGAGAUUAAUGCUCUGACCAUGGAGGUUGGAGUAAUGAGGAAAAAUAUAGUGCAGAUGAAGGAAAAUAAGCAAAAAGUGUUGGAAACCCAUGCCCAGAUAAAGAAAGACAUUGAGGGCCAAAACAAGCACUUUGAAACCAUUAGCAAGGACCUUCACUGUCAAAUUGGAAAAGCCCAGGCUGUCCACAGGCAAUUGUCCAGAGACCUCUACCAUAUGGAGAGACGGAAAGCUGAGCUCCAAAAGCAACUGCAAUCAAAUUACUCUGGUCAGUGCUAAACCAUUACAGAUACAGUAGUAGAUGGUUGAAUCGAACCCCCUCCUACUGUGGGAAUCUUGAUGCGUCAUCGGCUCAUGAGUUCCUGCUACGGCUAGCCAGCAGAGGACAGCAGUCUCAAAUAAAUGUACAGUAUGACAAUUCUGGCACAACAGGGUUGGAAACCAUUGUUCACAGUGCUACCGAUCCGGUUAGGGUGUAAAUACAUUUGCCAGUUAUAGUAGCAUAUUGUUGUACAUGAGAAUGCUCUGAGUAUGUUUUGCAUCUGGAUGGAUUAAGCGAGCCGAUCAGCAGGAAUUCUGGCGGCCCACGUUAGGAGUGCGUUGGCUCAUCCCGAUGACGACAGAAUGAAAGCACCAACUGUCGAUAUGUUUUUGGUACACACUGUUCCAGUUUCUUCAGUGGCUCUCCUGACGCAGGGUGACGUGACAGUACCACUGCAAACUAUAUAAUAUUUCAUAGCUAAAUAGCAGCUAUUCCUAUUUAUGAACGUUACAGUGUACUCAUCGUAACAGUUCUAUAUUUCAGAGUAUUGUUUUUUUUUCCAGUGGUUUUGUAGCGUAUUAUUGCAAUAAAAGUUGUUA